AUGAAACGAUGGAGUUAUGAUGGUUUUAGUAUACAUGAUCGUUUGCGGGAUAUUCGGUUGAAAUCCGUACUGCGGACAAAACUUCGUUUUUCCGUAAACAUACGGACAAAUACGGGCGGUUGGCAACACUGGCAGCUGCGGUGGCUGACGAUACGGCCGGGCGAAAAGCAGCAGGAAACUGGCGCAGAGCAUGCUGCCGAGUCAAACGAUACACCUGAAGCCGACGGUGCUGCGGAGGUGAAGUCUAGCGACUCAUCAGCACCGGUCGAGGCGGAGAAUAAAAAGAGACUGGCGAGCACUACAUCGGGCGACGAGAAUCAAAUCGUGCGGCAGCUACCGUUCGAUCCGGCUAAGAUCGGCGACGGAGGAGUGGACGAAGCGGACGGUGUGAUGUUUGCUCCGCUGCAAGAUGAGAACGGUGCGGGCGCUAGCAGUCCUGGUGUGGCCGAGGGUCGGAAAUUCAGCAGAGACAAAUCCGUCCUGUCCCGUGGCUCGACAAUGCUGAGCAUCCGGGCUAUAGUCGGUGGUAAUGUCGACCUCAGCUGGCACCACGUCUCCGUCACGCUGCCGAAGGAUGAGAAAAUGAAGCGUCUCAAUCCGAAAGUCAUUCUGAACGACAUCAGCGGUUGUGUCAAGUCGGGCAAUCUCAUGGCCUUGAUGGGUGCUAGCGGAGCUGGCAAGACGACCUUCUUGAACUUAAUUUCAGGACGUAUGGCCAGCGUUCUGGAAGUGGAAGGAGCUCUAGCCGUCAAUGGCCGGACGGUCACGCCGAAACUAGUGCGCAAGGUGGCCGCCUACAUCCAGCAGCAAGAUGUCUUUCUUGCUAACUUGACUGUCUAUGAACACUUGCGGGUUCAGGCAUUGCUGCGUAUGGAUGUGUCAACCACGGUGGAGGAUCGCGAGGAACAAAUCGACAAGGUCCUGGUGGAGCUUGGUCUGAUGAAGAUUCGUGACACACGUAUCGGCAGUCCGAUCACUGGCACACGUGGUAUAUCCGGCGGAGAGGCUAAACGCCUUGCCUUUGCAUCUGAAAUUCUGACCGACCCGCCAUUGCUGUUUGCCGACGAGCCCACUUCUGGACUGGACAGUUUUGCGGCGCAGAGUGUGGUGAACGCGCUGAAGAACCUUGCCGACAGCGGCCGAACCAUCAUCUGCACUAUCCACCAGCCACCAUCGGAAGUCUUCCAGCUCUUUCACCAGUUGUUGCUGUUUGCCGAAGGUCGCACAGCCUACAUGGGCCCUAUCAGCACUGCACCUGCUGCGUUUGCACGUUUGGGUUAUCCAUGUCCAGAGAAUUACAACCAUGCUGAUUUCUACAUUCACACUCUCUCCAUCAUACCGGGCAAGGAAGACGAAUGUCGUGCUAGAGUCAACGAAAUCACUGACGACUACCAACGGCAAGAGGAAGCAGACGGCGGCCUGAGGGCACCCUUGCCGGAAUCGGAAAACUUGGUCAACACGCUCAGGGAAAUGAGCCACAAUCGAAUCCAACCUCUUUUUACGCAGGCUAAGUGGAUACUAUGGCGAAGCUUUGUGACAACUAUGAGAGAGUUUCAAGUCGUCGGAGUGCAACUUAUGCAGACCAUCGUCAUGGCUCUCAUGUUUGGCUUGGUCUACCUGCAAAUCAACGACGGCAACGGCAACGAUCGGGUCCAGAACUUCGCCGGAGCGGCCAUGAUGGUUCUUGUCUCUGCUAGCUUCACCACUCUGUAUCCCGUUGUACAGGUGUUUCCAACUGAAGUUGUUGUGUUGAUACGUGACCACGACAACCACAUGUACAAGACCUGGAUUUUCUACUUCAGCAAGUUCUUUGCCGAGCUACCCAUCACAACACUAUAUUCACUUCUUUUCACUGUCAUCACCUACUUCAUGAUUGGUUUUCGGGUGGAUGCAGACGGGUUCUUCACGUAUUUCGCCGUUCUUCUCAUGGCGGCUUAUCAAGCCCGGGCUCUAGGCUUCUUCAUCUCCACUUUGGCGUUUGACAACGCCCAGCUAGGCCUGGCGUUGGUCACUCCGUUUGUCAUCCCCUUCAUGCUCUUUACUGGAGUCUUUUUAAAUCCCGAUAAUGUUCCAGACUACCUUAUAUGGAUUGAUCGCACCAGCUGGUUCAAGUAUCAAUGGGAGGCAUUGCUGAUCAACGAAUUUGAUGACUUGGAUUUAGGUUCCUGCGGCAACGACACAGCGUUCUGCUUUGAGAAUGGUGAUGCAGUUCUGAAGCAGUUAUCUCUAGGACAGGGCUUGGAUCAGAUCUGCUUUGACUUUGGAAUCUUGCUGGCGUUGUUCUUCGCCUUCUUCAUUUCCGGACUUCUGAUACUGGUGUUGCGUAUCCGCUACAUCAAGCGCUAAUGUCUGCUAGGCGCAAUGCGUUGACGUGUCACUCUGAGGUGCUAAACCUGACUUCAUGAUGGUGUUGUUCUAGUGUUGAGAUGAUUCUGUAUUCCGCUAUGUUUGUCAGUGUCUUUCAUGUUGCUAUUUUGUCAGUCAUACAGCCCAUAUACACUCAUUAUUGUCAACUUCAGUAGUGGACAUUCCCAGACAAGUAUUCUGCCUGUCACGUGUGUGUGUGUGUGUGUGUGUGUGUGUGUGUGUGUGUGUGUGUGUGUGUGUGUGUGUGUGUGUGUGUGUGUGUGUGUGUGUGUGUGUGUGUGU
Molecule: messenger RNA, 2649 nt
Organism: Sycon ciliatum
Lineage: Eukaryota; Metazoa; Porifera; Calcarea; Leucosolenida; Sycettidae
Product: protein white-like
Exons: 21
Coding region: 1-2346 (781 amino acids)
Biological process (GO): transmembrane transport
Cellular component (GO): plasma membrane
Molecular function (GO): ATP binding; ABC-type transporter activity; ATP hydrolysis activity
Source: RefSeq, a predicted model, not a curated record